AUGGACCGAGACUCGAGAUCCCCCGAGAUAGAGACGAGGGAACGAGCUGUCUCGUCUGAGCCUACUGGAACUAGGCCGAACCCGUUCGAGGACGGCGACGAGAGCUCAAGAAAGCGACGUCGAACUUCUACAAUAGCAGGCUCUCGCAGUCGCUCAGUAGAAACGGUUCAUUCAUUAAAGGGCUGCGAAGCUGGCUUGAACACAUCCCCUCCAACCACGGCAACCUCCAAGUCUCCACCCACUGCUACUGAGGACGGCACCAUGACCAUCGAUACAAGCUUGGAGAACACCCCUGAGAGCGCUCCUCACACCCCGGACAACACUGCUCCACCAGCCCAUGUUACGCUCAGCCUCCGCAACUCGGCACAUCGGGUCCUGGACACCAUCCCAUCCUCUCCUUGCUCCACUCCACAGAGCCCCAUACCUGCUCUUCCUGUCUGGCCGUUAGGUGGCGAAGCUACAACUCUUGAGGCCGGGCCGUACGACGCUGCCCCAAUGCAGCACCCAGCCAUUCUCGGGAUAUUCGGGGCCCUCGGAUCAGAUAGGGCUGCAGAUUCAGACUCUCUGCGAGUUUCCCGUUCCGACACCACCAGCCCGCCAGUUGAAGUUAUUGGUGGCCAGCUAGAGGAUGAUGCGGACUUUGGCAUCGCACAGACGCAAGUGAUGUUGCUUCCAGAUGAGCAGGACGAACAGGGGGGCAUUCCCGCCGAUCCAUCUAGCGACUUCCCUUACCAGAAUGCGACUGAAACGCACGCGGAAAUCAUGGCAAAGCUGAUCAAUUACAUGUCAACGGAUGUGCACGUGGCUCAAAACAUCAGAACAUGGAUAGACAGUUACCUCCUCUUCGCCAAGGGUGCGCCGUUUGACAUGGUUCUUGCAUCGUAUCGCCAACACCGUGCGCUUUGGUUCGCUCUUCCGGACUUGGUCUGGGGUGUGCCUAAUCUGCGCUCCCCCACCUUUGCGAUUCUCGACGAAAUCUUACGUGAACGGCUCCUCGACUUCUGUGAAUCGUUUGCUAACAUCACCGCGUAUUUCGUCGAGUUUGAUUUCGAAAUCUUGCAGCAGAGCCGGUCCCCCGAUGAGCUCCAGCCAAGGGAUUUUAUCUCCUCCCACUACCUCAUUGCUCUUUCCAGCAUCACCAGAAGGGAGGUGUCGCCAAGAGACGACGAUAGGAUCCGUGUGCCUGAGCGCGAUGAAAUCACCGACAUCAUGGACCGAUUCCUUUCUUUCCAUGAUUUUCCCCCCUGUGGCACCCUUCUAUUGCUAGAUAGGCUCCUACAAGCGCAGAUUGCAAUGAUGCCGACUACCCCGAGAAUCAUUGAAAACUUUGGCCAAAUAUGUGUCAUGGCUUCUUUUGUCAUCCGGGAGGCCGGCCGGAAACUGGUGUUUUCCAACCAUCGGCUGCCUGGUGCCACUGUGCUGAACAGCCGCAUAGCAUUGGGCCACGACAUCUUCAAGACAGCAUCCGCUGCGCUGUCGACUAUCAUUGAAAACCACAUCACGCAUCUCACGUACGAUAAUGCAAGCCAACAGAUCUCGGCUCUUGGAGACAUAAUUCUCCUGUGUCUUAAGGCAGACAACACGGAGGCUGCAGUGGUUAUCGAAGAGUUUCAGUCAGCACAUCCGGACAUUCGGAUUGAGUUCAUACCCGAUGUCUAUGCUAUGGAAUGGCGCUUCGGCAUGUUUUGUCGCCUCAUCAUGUGCAGCCAAAUGCAGCUGCGUGUCAUGGCCGUCACAAACCUUUGUCAGGAACUUGUUUUAUGUUGGCGCCGGUACGGAGAGCAUCUUCCCGAGUCUGCCCGCGGAGCCCCCGUGCUGAAGUUGGUCUCGAACUUUCUUGCUGCCACGGGUGUCGUUGCCUAUCUUCUCGGGCCCACGUGUCAUCCUGAGAUCACUGCCGAGAGUGGUAAUAUCAUUGGUUUCUUGGCCGUGACGCGAACAUACACAAAUGAACACACCGAUCUGUUCUGGCAGACUGUCACCAACACCCAGGACCCGAGAAUAUCCGAAGCACUGCUGCGCAUGACCUGUCGCAUCACGCAUCUUUUUUCCUACGAUGCUGUCAUCUACUUAUGCCAAAAGAUGCUUGAGCUCCCAAUCUCGGCCUACAAUCAGACGAUGCGGGAGUUCUGCGAUGCCAUCCUUCGUCAUGUAUCCAGUAAGGCCCCAUUGGAAGGCCCCCCACUGGACACGAUACCGUUUGCAGUGUGUCUUCACAUCCUUCGCGAGUCCUCAGUCCCUGGCCUAAAGACCCCAACGGCAUAUCCUGAAUUGCAGAGCUUUGCUAUUGAAAAACUAGGCGAGUUGCUCAAGAGCAUUGGAAUCGAGCCAGAUCAGCGCCAAAUUUUGUACCGGAGCUGUCUGUCAGACAUCAGAGAAAAAUCGCCGACAACCCUGGGCAGCCUCUGUGCCAUCAACAUCAUCAAUCGUCAUUUUGGAAGCCGGGACCUGGCAGUGUUGACUACCGAAAACAAUCUGACAGAGCUUCUUGUCAAUGACAUUGAACACGCCGUCAUCGAAGGCCGACAACUCGGCUCUCCUGCUGUUAUAAGUGGCAACACAAAUUCUCCACGCCGAGACACAAUAUUUCAGAUUGUUGUAUCUCAUGCAACAACAUUGACGCCUGAACUCAGCGCCCGUCUUUGGAACUUGAUGGUUGGACCAGGUGCCGCUUGCGCAGAUGACAGGACUGCAUCCUGGAAAGUUCUUAUUGCUUGCAUAAAGCGGAGCCGGCUUGAAAGCAACCCUUUUCUGUCUCUCUGUUUCAGCAAAUUUCUUCCUGUUCUGCCGCCGAGCUGCUUCUGCGAGGGCUUGCUGGAAUUCAUACAGGAUAACCUUAUGCCAUUGGUCAACGACGUUAGCAGCAUUGUAUUGGACGACGAAGAUAUGAACGCUGAUCGCAGCAUCCUGGAGCAACUAUGGCGGAUCGUCCUGACAGCUCCUCCUGGAACGAUUGAACUGGAAGCUAUUAGCUUACUGGUGAAGGAUGUCUAUAUCGAAAGCCGAUUGAUCUUGUCGUUCCCCCAUCACAGAGCUCGCAAGGUCCAUCUAGCCUUAGUCAACCGCUGUUUAAGGCAUCUUUCCUCUGCGGCCAAGAAAUUGAAGCUAUACAACAACGAUGGUAUAUCAAGCGGAGACGACGAUUCGUUGGUUGUGUUGCCCUCUGGUUCACAGAUUCAGGAACAAGAGGCUUUGUUUGUGCGAUCCCUUUGUGUUCUGAAGGAGUUUCAUCGCCUUUACCGCACAAAAUCCAAUUUCUCCGCUCCUGAUCUGGGCUCGUACCUGUCGGAAAGUCCUGAGAACAUCAAAGGUGAGCCGGCCCAGCUGAAAUACCAAUCAUUCGAUGGUGUCAGCCAAACAGAAGUGAAGCCACUCAACAUUGGACGGCGCAAUACUGCCGGAUCUCUCCUUGCCAGCCUCAGAGAGGCAACAGGUUUUGACAACUACCGUGUCUUCUAUCGAGGCCAGGCUUUCAUGCCUCGGGAGAGCGAUAUCUGCAGGCCAUUAGAGGAGUUGCGAAUUCACGAUGGCCUCAUUCUUGUGAAAAAGGAGUCCGAUCCACAGACACCACCGCCUCAGGUACGGCCUGGCACAUCCCCAGUCGACAUUGAAAUUCUCGGGCACUUCAAAGAGCUGUGGGAGUACCUAAGCAUGGAGGAGAAACUGGCUCGAGAAAUUCACCGAUUUUUGUCUGUUCUUCCCGUUGAGGGCAGCUUUCUGCAGAAGUUUGGCAAUCCCGACCUGUCAUAUAAGGAUAUUUUUCCGAUUGGACAACCCUACAAAUCGCUCUACGCAGUCUACGGAUUACGGGAAUAUCUUCAGCUACAUCGCCGGGCCGUUGGGCCUAUCAAGGGCGUCACCGGAGUUGGCGGAGAGACUGGAAGCAGUGGGUCGCAUGAGUUGGCGACGGACGAUUCCCGGAUAACAGGGACUGUCCCGGUCAGUCUAAAUGCUCAGGCUCCAAGCGAAGAGCAAAGUUCCGUGAAGGCCUACAAGGAGGCACUUGCUACGGCAAAACGACUGUCGAUUGCGGCGAUCUGUGAUCCGGACGUCACUCAGUUCUCUACUAGUGUCGAUCUGCAGAUAUCACUUUCUUCAAUGCUGAUUGAUAUUUUUGGGUUCAUUCUCAACGAAACUCUGAGUUGCCCUCCCCAUGCCGACCUCGACGGGACGCUCUCAAAUCGCCUGAUGAGCAUCCUCCGCGUCGCAAUAGACGCGCCGUCCACCGAGUCGUCGGUCCGACUGGUGCAGCUUUCUAUUGAGGCCAUCAUUGAUUCCUGUGCUGUGAGCAGUUCGUUUUGGGAGGCUUUUAAGCAAAAUGAGUCCGUCAGCCAAAUCUUCGGCCAACUCCUUCUCGAGGACCAACGGCAGCACAUCCGCCAGCUUGUGGCAAAACGGAUUGGGGGCCAAUUUACUGACCAGCGACACUCCAAUGCUGUCAAAUCCUCCGAGUUCCGCGACUUUUUCUGGCCAAUCAUUGAAGAUCUCAUUCCCAAGGCAAUCCAUCACCCUGAGAAGUGCGAGGACAUCUUCGGAUUGACAUGCCGACUUUUUCAUAUGAUGCGUGGCAGCAAAUCCUCCGUGUUAAAUAUGCCAUCGUUUUCGGCUCAGAUCAGCAAUCUGGUGCUGUCAUAUACGACCUUCGAGGAUGUCACGCAGCCCGACAUUACAGACAAUGCUGCCUCUGGACUACUCCAGGUUCUUUCCGCCAUCAUUCGCACUUCCAAGAAAACGGAUUUUAGGGAUUGGUUCCCCGCAAACUUUGUCAACAAACUAUUCUGGAAACACCUAUUUCCACCUUGGCAAUAUAAAGCCGAAAAUGAAGAGGAUGGCGUUUAUUCGAGCCAGUCAACGUUUCCUCGCGUGCUGAUAAGCCUAGUGUCGAGAACAGAAUUGAUAAGCAUCAUUUCUGAGCUCAUGGAUGCGGAUAAGACCCAACUUCCGGCCCUUACUCAGAAUCUAGAUCAAUUGGUCCCGUGUGAAAAGUCGGAUGACGAUGAACCGUACCACUACGAUCUUCCUCAACAGUUCGAUCGAACCAAGGCCCUCCGGGCACCAUGCGGUUAUGUUGGGCUGCGAAAUCUGUCAAACACAUGCUACCUGAACUCGUUGCUCACACAGCUCUUCAUGAACGUCGAGUUUCGGCGGUUCAUGAUGAAUGUUGAGAUCCGCGACGAGACUAACUCCCAGAAACUCCUGUUCCAGACCCGUCUACUUUUCAGCUUCAUGCAGGAUAGUAUCCGCCGUUACGCGGACACGCAACAGUGUGUCGCCAACAUCAAAACUUAUGACGACACGCCCGUAGACAUUCACAGCCAAAUGGACGUGGACGAAUUCUACAACCUCCUGUUCGACCGAUGGGAGGGCCAGAUGGUUUCGGCUGAAACAAAACGGGCCUUGCGGAACUUUUACGGAGGACAGCUGGUGCAACAGGUGAAAUCGAAGGAAUGCGAGCAUGUUUCUGAACGACUGGAGCCCUUUUCUGCCAUUCAGUGUGAUAUCAAGGGAAAGGCUAGCCUACAGGAGAGUUUGCAGGCAUAUGUUGAUGGAGAGAUAAUGGAAGGCGGUAGGGCGUGUCUGAAGGAUAUUCCGGACAAUCUCAUUCUUCAUCUGAAACGAUUCGACUUUAACCUCCGGACUCUGCAGCGCAGCAAGAUCAACGACUACUUUUCGUUUCCGCAUGAACUCGACAUGCGGCCGUACACUAUUGAUCAGCUGAGCAGUCCAUCGGAGAAAAAGUCGGCGGACAUUUUUGAGCUGGUCGGCGUUCUCGUACACUCUGGGACAGCUGAGUCGGGACACUACUAUUCUUAUAUCCGCGAGCGUCCGUCAUCCGGCCCGGAAGCAGGCUGGGUCGAGUUCAACGAUGAUGUGGUCAGCGCGUGGGACCCGUCGCUCCUGGAGUUGUCUUGCUUUGGGGGCAUCGACCGCAGGCCAAGCCAUUUCGGCGGAGACAGCAGCGGAAUAGCAAUCGACAAGCCGUACAGCGCUUACAUGCUCUUCUACCAGCGGGCGUCAUCACUCGCCAAAGAACAGGAGGCUCUUGCAGCUUCGAAGCGGUCGAGCCCGGUCCGUAUGGAGGUACCGGCUGCGAUUGCAGACCACAUCCGCUUCGAGAACACGUCUCUUGUGCGGAGACACUGUCUUUAUGACCCGCAGCAUAUUCCGUUUGUGAACAACGUGCUCAACAGCGUCAGCAGGAAGUGCUCGGCCAAUCACAGACUGGAAAGUCUAUCGAUGCAGAUGGCUCUCAGCCACCUCGAUCAAGUCGCAUCGCGCAACCGAGACCUUCCCGACUUCCAGUCGCUGCUCAACAGCAUAUUGAUGGUUUGCCAGAGAUGCCAGAACUGCUAUUUGGCCGUAUUCGAAUACUUUGAUGAGCGGCACGAUGUCCUGAGGCAAUUGAUCCAGCGCAGCCCGGAAGUGGUUGUACGGCAAGAAGUGAGCAACUUCUUGAUACACACUAUUCGGGCGAUCAAGGAGACCUUCCCUGAACGGUAUGGACUCGUGCUCGGAGCGGAGGAUAUCGCCUUGUCUUCGGAACAAAUGGAGCUUGAUCAAAACAAUAGCAUUCUGCGAAGCGCCGCAUACAUGAUGCAGACGCUCUGGGAGCACAUCCACGUGUCUCUACGGUCGUGGUAUGAGACGUUUGGGUUUAUGACUGCGUUUGUGCGAAUGGGCCGUCCAGAGCUGGCGGUCUUCCUGGACAUUGACGGCCUCCGCCGUGUCGUCAUGGCAAUUUCGGCAGACAGCAGCUUGUCGAUGGAACCGCAGUACGUUCGCAUGCUGCAGGCAGUACAACGCCGACUUCCGAACCGCCCUCCCUCGUACGAGAACAUGAUCGCCCUGGCCGACACCUUACUUGCAGGCAUGUACCCUGACCGGGCGGGAACGCGUUCCCGAGAGGAGCUGUUCGUGGACGACAACGUCAGCCGGUUCAUUCUGUCGCAGAAAAGUGCUGAUGGAGACCUGCCGAUGACACGGACGGAACUCAUCCUUAUGGGUCGAAACUGGACGAACGGAUACGGCAAUAUCUUUGUGGAAAAGCUGAUCAGCAUCGACCAGAACACGAUGGCGGCCGACUCGAUCAUCAUCCGCCUGAUGGCGUCGCAUCCGCCAAUGGAGGGCAAGGUCCUCACAACGCUCAUGGCGAACAUCUCGUCGGACGCGGCAGCGCAUUACCAGGAACCGUUCCUACGUGUUGCCAAGAUCUUUCUGCGCCAUGCCAAGUCAGCCGAUCUGGUGUUCCAGCUGUCAAAGUACAUUUCGGAGCAGUGCCGCGGGCUCUCCAACACGGACGGCAGGGCCUUCUUCGAGGUUCUGGGCGAGCUGUUUUACGGUCGUGCAAACAGCACAGAUGGGAUGGACCAGGCAGCCCUCAUACGCGGCCUGCACUUGCUUCCAUUGUGGGCUCCCGGACUAUUGGGCUACUAUGACACGUCCGUUAGUAACGACGUGGAGAUCUUCCUGCGAGAAAACCUGUUCCAGUUUGGCACGACGCCGCAGUUUGAGGACAGCCAGGGAGGUGCAGAACGUGCCCUGGCCUUGACGUCGGCAGCGAGGCAGCUUGGUCUGGAAUGCCUGAAGUACAUGAAAAUGUUCUUUGUCGACCGUGGUGUGCAAGUCAGUGCCAACGUGGUGACCGCGUUUCAGCGGGUCGUUGCACAGUGCAGGCCGUACUACCUUGAAGACGAUGGAGAAGACGGCGUGGCGGACGAAUUCCACACGCUGGACUCCACCGUGCCCGAGCAGCUGAAACGGCUGGUGGUCGAGGACCUCGAAGAAGAUGUUUCCGAUUGGAACAGCUCGCACUGCUCGUCGGAGCCGGUUGACAGCCUUGGCGAUGUCAGCAUGCAGACUGCGGCGGACCUGAACGACAUGGACAUGCCGUAG
Molecule: messenger RNA, 7893 nt
Organism: Grosmannia clavigera kw1407
Lineage: Eukaryota; Fungi; Ascomycota; Sordariomycetes; Ophiostomatales; Ophiostomataceae
Product: ubiquitin c-terminal hydrolase
Exons: 7
Coding region: 1-7893 (2630 amino acids)
Biological process (GO): protein deubiquitination
Cellular component (GO): cytosol; nucleus
Molecular function (GO): cysteine-type deubiquitinase activity; cysteine-type endopeptidase activity
Source: RefSeq, a predicted model, not a curated record